Messenger RNA from Nomascus leucogenys (northern white-cheeked gibbon), 2924 nucleotides. RefSeq names its product Xg glycoprotein (Xg blood group) (gene XG). Lineage: Eukaryota; Metazoa; Chordata; Mammalia; Primates; Hylobatidae. The record is from RefSeq and is a predicted model, not a curated record. Gene Ontology annotation, biological process: homotypic cell-cell adhesion; T cell extravasation; positive regulation of neutrophil extravasation. The transcript is spliced from 11 exons. The coding region runs from base 224 to 811 and encodes 195 amino acids.
GUGCCUACACUGGUCCCACAGGUUUUCAGCUGUGGAGUUUGGGAUCUGAGCUUGGAGCCCAUUUGUUUCUGGCAGUUCGGUUCAUAUUUUCCACUUGAAGACAUCGCCUCCCUUCCUUCCAAGCUGGGAGACCAGAAGUCAACAACAGGAGGGUGGAGAGGCCGGAUCUCACAGUCCGCUUGGGUGGGGAGUCCACUGAGGUUCUUGCAUCCUGAAGCAAACCAUGGAGAGCUGGUGGGGACUUCCCUGUCUUGCGUUCCUGUGUUUUCUAAUGCACACCCGAGGUCAAAGAGACUUUGACUUGGCGGACGCCCUUGAUGACCCUGAACCCACCAAGAAGCCAAACUCAGAUAUCUACCCAAAGCCAAAACCGCCUUACUACCCACAGCCCGAGAAUCCCAACAGCGGUGGAAAUAUCUACCCAAGGCCGAAGCCACGCCCUCAACCCCAGCCUGGCGAUUCCGGCAACAGUGGAGGUUACUUCAAUGAUGUGGACCGUGAUGACGGACGCUACCCGCCCAGGCCCAGGCCGCGGCCGCCUGCAGGAGGUGGCGGCGGUGGCUACUCCAGUUAUGACAACUCCGACAACACGCACGGAAGAGGGGGCUAUAGACCCAACUCUCGUUAUGGAAAUACUUAUGGUGGAGAUCACCAUUCAACGUAUGGCAAUCCAGAAGGCAAUAUGGUAGCAAAAAUCGUGUCUCCCAUCGUAUCCGUGGUGGUGGUGACACUGCUGGGAGCAGCAGCCAGUUAUUUCAAACUAAACAAUAGGAGAAAUUGUUUCAGGACCCAUGAACCAGAAAAUGUCUGAAGAUGUUAAGAUCCCCUGAUUACUUUGAGAAAAACAACCAAAACAAGAACCCUGUUUAUCACUGUUGUAGAAAUUUCCUUUUAUUCUUGACACAAUUUGAUGACCUAAACUGUGUUUUCUUCCGUGUAAAGUACAUGAGCUGCCUCACUAAGCAUUCCCAACUCAUUGGAUGUGAUGUGGUUAUAAAGAUAAGUGAGGCAGCUAGACCCUGCAUUCUAAAAAGGAUUUCUUGCAAUGUUGGUUUGGCUAUUCAUUUGCACGAAGAGACUGUGGCUCUCUGUUGUGAGAUCUUCAGCUACCUCAUGGUGCAAUAACACACGCAUGCUUAACCAUGUUGAUGGCACAAAGCAGUGAGCAGUAGGGAGGUAGAGUAUCUUGUUGGGGAGGGGAUGUUAUCAGCUUCUGGGAGAUGAAGAAUAUCGUUGAGGUUCCAAAGAUGCUGGACCUGUGCUAAAUUCUUCAGUGAUAUGAAAAAUCAUUGAGCAUUCAUUAUUGCCAAUGAAGUGGGGAUGCAUUAUUUCUGACACCCACAAGCAGGGUCUGAUCAUCCUUUCAGCUUUGAUAUAUCUGCACAUAAAAUUAUUAUUACCUGAAGAAAAUAAGGCUGCAUUUUGAAAUGUUAAGUGCAAAACGACUGAUGUUAAAACCAUCUGGGGGAAAUCUUGGGAUACUUUUUCCUAGGAAAUCAUAUGGUUGUGAUAUGUUUUGGCGCAUAGGAGACAGAAAUGGUGAUUAUCAGGUGUUGAGCCUUUUUGUAGUGUUUGUGGUCUUUGAUAGUCUGUAAGUACUAGUUCCUAAGGCAACAACAUUGCAUUCCUUCAUUUAUACUUUUCCUAUUCAUCAGAGUAGGAAAUCUUAAAUCCUUAGGCAUCCAAGAAGUAUACUAGCUUUUUGCUUCUCUUUUAGAAACACUUGUGGGGAGAGAAAAAAGGAUGGUUUGGGCAUAUUGGUAUAAUUUGAGUAAACUAAGGUUAAUGUUCAUAUAACAUUUAGACUUUGCCAUAAAUAUCAGAACCAGAGAUCAAGACAUUCAUGUACAGUCUGGAAUGUAUAUAUGGGGCCCAUAAAAAUUCCCAGUAUGCAUGUUUUAUGCUCACCAUUAUGAAUUGGGGUCUUCAAAGAGAGAAGGUUGAAAGUGGAAAGCACUUGAAAGAGCUCCCCAGUUUGUCAGUUUGUAAAAUACCUUUAAUCGUUCACAUUAGGCAUCUCGGAGUUGCGGGUCUCAAAGGUGGAUUCAUGCAUCAUUUGUGCAAUUUGAAGACAGUCCAUAUUUCCUGUUUCAGUGUUAGGUCCUGCAACACUUUUCAAUUCUUGUAGAAGGUUUUUCUUCAGGAGUGGUGAUGUCUGAUGCUCAAUUACUAUUUUCUUUAUGAGAGUUUCAGCAUGAGCUUAAUUAAAUUCUUGUGAAAAAGCCUCUGUGUUUUUAGUUACAUACACACACACAUACCUACUUAAAUGGAAUCUAAACAUUUUUAGCCUUUAAUCCAUUCCAUUUUCUAAAACUGUCAUAAACCAUUUUUAAUCAUUUUAAAUAAAUGUAAAAGAAAAAUAACUGGAUUCGAUUAUUGCAUAGUUUUUUCUAUAUUUCACAAAUAAAUUUUAUGAAAUGGCUGUAGAAGUGGCCCCAAAAUUAUGAACCUUCAUAGCUGUGAAUAAUAUGCAAUACAUCUCUUUUAAAGCUCAAGAUAGAUUAUGAACAUAUGAAAUUCAUAGAGUUACCUAAUAAUGAGAUUAAAUUCACCUGGGUGACAAGGAUAAUGUUCAACCUACUUAAAAUGAAAAUAUUUGAAUAAUGAUUGCUUGGGGGAACCUCUCUUUGAGGGGUCAUGAGGACCACCUGUUGGGUAUUCUGUUUUCAUGCUGAGAAGGUGAGAAUUGAACAAAUGAGAAAAGCCUUGAUAAAAUGUCAUUUCCAUGUAUUUUAGAGAAGGAUAACCUUCACUAUACAGUUGACCCUUGAACAACACAGGGCUGAACUGCAUAGGUCCACCUAUAUGUGAAUUUGCUUCUGGCUCUGCCAUUACUGAGACAGCAGGACCAACCCUCCGUCUACUCAAUGGGAGUAGACCUUUAUGGUGAUCCACUUCCACUUAAUAAAUAGUAAAUUCAUUAA